AAGCAAAACGACAAUUAAAAAGACACAACGGUUCGGGUAUAACAAACAAAAACCAACAAAACAACCCAGACUCAACAGAAGGAAGAACAAGAACCGAGGGGUAACACAACACAUUCCCAACUUUACAAAGAGAGGCAAAAUGGCAGCAUAUUUACCAGUCCAGAAUUGGAGAGACGAAGAGAGCCCAAGACGCCCUGAAAGGAGAGAAUCCCGUCGCUUAAUUUCAGAAAGAAGCCCGCAACGCCCCGACCGCAACCCACAUCCACCAGAAGCCCACCCAGCCCGCGAACCAGCACCAGUACCCAAUAGAAGCAACCCAGCCCGACACUUCGAACGCCGCCCGAGUCCUGAUCGCAGUCACCGUAGCCGUUCUGAAAAUAGACCAGCCCCCAGAGCUAGAGGAGCACGGCCAGGCCAUUGGCAAUACUCCUGCGGACUGUGUCAGCAGGACCAUGCUCUGAGCUCGUGCCAGCGGUUUAAAGACCAAACUCCGUAUCAGAGAUACGAAACCACUGAGCGGCGGGGAUACUGUCGAAACUGUCUGGCACGAUCGCAUUUGGCCCCCGAUUGUCCAUGCAUUACGGGUUGCCGACGAUGCGAUUAUCGACACCACACCAUGCUACAUGGGGCGCCACAGCUCGAGGAUACCCUACAGCCCGCUCAAAUAAACGAGCCGCCUUUUUCGUGGGAUCUCGUCUUUGUACCCACUGUCAUGCUGCGAGUUACCACCGAAGAUAUAGACACCCACUAUACGAUACGGGCGUUGCUGAGUAAGUCAGCUGUAAUGUCCCGCAUAGGGUACUCUACCUUCCAACGGAUGGGUCUGAGGUCAUUUUUAUACCAAGAUCGUCGUUUUACGACCUUCAAAAUAAUGAGCCGGCGAUCUAAUUCAACAUGGGCGCUGAAGGUCAAUGCUCUUGUGACAGAUGAGCUGCCGAGACGAAUUUAUUCAGACCCCAUACUAGAUGACCCAACCUCAUAUUUUACAGAGCAAGCACUUGCGGACCCAGACCCUAGAAGCAAUGUACCCAUAGACUUGGAAUUAGGCGCAGACACGUAUUCUGCCAUAAGAAAAGAUGGAUGUACCGCGGCUGGAGUGGGUGAUGUUCAGGCGUACAACACUAACAUGGGAUAUGUCUUCGCUGGACCAAUUAGGAACAUGCCAUCGAUGUGAAAAGACGCAUAUUAGCACGGAGUCAUGGGGGCGGAGAAUGUAUGGUCAGUGACCAUACUUUUGGUCGCUACUGUGCGUUUGAAUUUUAAAUUUUUCGGCUAGCGGUACACAAUAUGUACAUUGGUGCAUAUUAACAAAUACAUGCAUACGUGCUGCCGCUAGCCAAGCACUUUCCAAUAAAUCCUGGAAUAUUCAACAGCUCUGGCAGCCCAAAGCCAGAAUAUUCCCGGACAGUUCGUCAAACAUCUUGAGAGCGACAACAUACAAAUCGAGUGCCCCGUGAAUCGACAAGUGCCCGCGAAAAUCAUCAAAUCGAAUCGUGAAGCAAACUAGUUAAAAAUUAAAUUUAAAAUUACAUUACACAGCAUUACAUUAUAAAGAACAACAUUAACAUUGUACAAACACCAAAAAAAUUGAAUUACAACAUUGUACACAAUUAACAGAAAACAAAUUCUAAAUUAAACAAAUUAAGUUACAACAAACAAAAUUAUACAUUAAACGAAUCAAACAUUUGUACAUACACACAAACAA
This is a messenger RNA of Musca domestica (house fly), 1705 nucleotides long. RefSeq lists its product as uncharacterized. The coding region runs from base 140 to 1174 and encodes 344 amino acids. The transcript is spliced from 2 exons. Lineage: Eukaryota; Metazoa; Arthropoda; Insecta; Diptera; Muscidae. The record is from RefSeq and is a predicted model, not a curated record.